AAUCAGGGGCCUCGUCAGGGUAGUCUGGCUGGUGGCCGCCAAGCAUUCUACAGACAGCAGCUUAUAGAAAUUCAGCAGAAACAAUCGGGUGCUGCGGCUGCCGCCGUAGCUGCUGCCGCCGCGGCUAGUGGGGCCAUAACAGCCUCCCCAAUAGGCAGUGGCUCCCAGAGUACCUUAAUUCCUUCUUCAUUUUCGGAUUGUGGGUUGGCUGUUUCUCUGGAGCCUUUGCAAUCUGUUGCUACCGUCACUUCUAACAGUUCCACCGGGCUUACCAAGUAUUUACCUCAGACGCCUACUCGUGAUACUACCUUUUUGUCUGGCAUGUGCACACCUCGUCCUGGCUCUCCCAUCAAUCAGCCUUUCUCUGGUUCCUGCCUUGAAGGACAGACAUCGUCGUCAACCUCAUCAUCUGUUAUUUCAUCAGUCAAUUUUCCUCGACCACAACCACCACCACCACCGCCAUUGCCUCCUCCUCUGCCAGCCGCCUUCUUCAUGGAUUCGCGGACCUUACCCUGGAAGCCAAAAGUUCGUACUCGUGAUCUCGAGUUAUUUUUGGAUACAACGCGCAUCAAGUUUCUUGGAUUUCGUGUAAUGCACGACACUACCUCCCUGGCUGGCCUCCCGGAGCCUAUUCAUGAAGCUGUUCGAGUUCUUCAAGCUCACUUAUACGAUUCUUUGGGUGAGGUGCAAAUCAAGCGAGAAAAUGACAUAGUUCGCUUUCCUUUCAUAAGAUUACAAUUUUGA
Messenger RNA from Protopolystoma xenopodis, 744 nucleotides. The record is from the annotation of a GenBank genome assembly. Lineage: Eukaryota; Metazoa; Platyhelminthes; Monogenea; Polystomatidea; Polystomatidae.